Molecule: messenger RNA, 2181 nt
Organism: Parathielavia appendiculata
Lineage: Eukaryota; Fungi; Ascomycota; Sordariomycetes; Sordariales; Chaetomiaceae
Product: acetyl-CoA synthetase-like protein
Exons: 6
Coding region: 1-2181 (726 amino acids)
Molecular function (GO): propionate-CoA ligase activity
Source: RefSeq, a predicted model, not a curated record
AUGGCCAACCCUCAAGACGAAGUCCACCACCGUUCCCUCAACGACCCCGAGGGCUUCUGGGGCCACCAGGCAGAAUACCUCUACUGGCACAAGAAACCCUCAGCCGUGCUUACCCGGACGACCAAGCGUCUCAAAACGGGCGACACCCUUGCCCACUGGGAGUGGUUUCCGGGCGGCGAGAUAUCAACCUGCUACAACUGCCUGGACCGCCAUGUUCUCGCAGGCAACGGCGACUCUCUCGCCAUCGUCUACGACAGUCCUGUCACCAACACGAAGCAGCGCAUCACAUACAAGCAACUGCUCCAUGAAGUCGAGGUCUUCGCGGCCGUCCUGCGGGAGGAGGGUGUUAAGAAGGGGGACGUCGUGCUCGUCUACAUGCCCAUGAUCCCUGCUGCUCUGAUUGGUAUUCUUGCCAUCAACCGCCUGGGCGCGAUCCAUGCGGUGGUCUUUGGAGGCUUCGCCGCCGGUGCGCUAGCGCAGCGCAUCGAGGCGUCGCGGCCCGUAGCCGUUCUCGCCGCCUCGUGUGGCAUCGACGGGAACAAGCCGCCCAUUCCCUACCGCGAGUACGUCGAGGAAGCCAUCCGCAUCUCGCCAUGGAAGCCACCAACGACAAUUGUCUGGCAGCGUGAUCAACUCCCCUGGCGGCCCAUCCGCAAAUUGGAGGGCCAGAGGAAGUGGCAGAACCUUGUCAAGAGUGCCCGCGCCCGCGGUCUGAGGGCUGAGUGUGUGCCGGUCAAUUCGACAGACCCCAUCUACAUCAUCUACACCAGCGGGACAACUGGCUUGCCAAAGGGCGUGCUCCGAGAGGCCGGCGGCCAUGCCGUUGGCCUGCACCUGUCCAUCUCGUAUUUAUUUGGCAUCCAUGGCCCGGGCGACGUGAUGGGCUGUUUCAGCGACAUUGGCUGGGUUGUCUCGCACAGCUAUACGCUCUACGGGCCUCUCCUGACCGGCGCCGCCACGGUCCUCUAUGAAGGCAAGCCGGUAGGCACCCCGGACGCAUCUGCUUUCUGGCGCCUGGUGGAAGAGUACAGGAUCAACACCAUGUUCACGGCGCCGACAGCUCUGCGCGCUAUCCGCAAGGACGACCCGGACAACGCCCACUUCACGCGCAUUGGAGAGCGCGGCGGGUUGAGGAGUCUCAAGGCCCUGUUCCUCGCUGGCGAGCGGUCCGAACCGGCCAUCAUUACUAUGUAUCAGGAUCUGCUGAACAAGUACGGCGCCGCGAAUGCGCUGGUGGUCGAUAACUGGUGGUCGUCGGAGUCGGGCUCGCCCAUCUCUGGUAUUGCCCUGGUGCCGCGUGCAGGCAAGUGCAAGGGAAUAGACAUGAACGACGAACAAACACCGCUGGGUAUUAAGCCCGGGAGUGCAGGCAAGGCUAUGCCUGGGUUCGACGUCAGAGUCGUCGACGAUGAAGGGCACGAAGUCCCACGCGGCAAGAUGGGCAACAUCGUCCUAGCCCUCCCGCUCGCGCCUACCGCCUUCCGCACGCUCUGGAAAGACGAAGGAAGGUUCUACAAGGGCUAUCUGAAGCGGUUUGGCGGCCGGUGGCUCGACACGGGCGACGCCGGCUGCAUCGACGAGAACGGCUACAUCCACAUCAUGGCGCGGACAGACGACAUCAUCAACGUCGCCGCCCACCGCCUCAGCACAGGCGCCCUCGAGCAAGCCAUUACCUCGCACCCGCUCGUGACCGAGGCCUGCGUCGUAGCCAUCCCAGAUGCCCUCAAGGGCCACCUGCCCUUCGCCUUUGUCGCCACCACCACCACUUCUUCUUCUUCUAUCUCAUCUUCUUCCCCUUCUUCUUCUCCCACUGUCCCGGGCGAGGACAACAACCACAGCAAGCUCUUUGACGAGAUCCAGGCGCUCGUCCGCACCCAGGUCGGCCCCAUCGCCAGUCUGGGCGGCAUAAUCCGGGGCCCGGCAACAGGGAAGAGCAUGAUCCCCAAGACGAGGUCCGGGAAAACGCUGCGCAGGGUGCUGAGGGAGCUGUUGGAGAAUGCGGUGCGGGGCGAGUUUGAUGCCGAGGUUAGUGUGCCGUCGACGGUGGAGGAUGCCGGGGCGGUCGGCGUUGCUAGGGAGAUGGUGAGGCGGUAUUUUAGGGAGGGGGGAGGGAGUCUGAGGCAUCGGGCUAUUGAGGGUGAGGAGGGGAGGAGGAGGGGGAGGGCGAAGGCUAAACUUUGA